Messenger RNA from Pelobates cultripes (western spadefoot toad), 1903 nucleotides. NCBI's taxonomy places the organism in Eukaryota, Metazoa, Chordata, Amphibia, Anura, Pelobatidae. The record is from the annotation of a GenBank genome assembly.
UACGCCUUGAUCCACCAAGAUAUCUACAAUGCAAUGAAACAUAUGAUAGGCUAUGGAACCUCAGCUGGGAAUGUCCACAACCCCCUUAUAUCGCAGGAAAUAUGGAGUACCAAGUAUUCUACAAGCCCAGCACAGAUUCAUGGGAGGUAAGAAAUUAAUUGUAUUCCAACUGGAGUCAUUGGAGUAAUGACAUACAUUGUAAAUAUUCACAGUACAAUAUAUUCUAUUGUCUAGGUCACUGGUAUUGAAAAACAAAACAGUUUGGGUCUCGUUCUCAGCCAUACUAUAUAUAGAAUAUUCCAAUGAACUGUGCUGUCAGUAUUAAAGAGAUAAUAUAGUAACCAGAACCACUACAGCUUAAUGUAGUGGUACUGCUGUCUAUAGACUGUCCCAGCAGUAUGUUUAAUGUAAAUUCUGCCUUUGAUUCAAUACAUCUCUGUGAGGAGAUGCUGACUGUUGCAGUGUGGUGUUUUGCCCAAAAGCCUUCCAACUCCUGUGGGGAAGCAUUAUAUUGGUUGAGAUCAUUAUUGAUUAUCUCAUUCAUGGAGGUGGAGAUGCGGUAAACUCACCUUGUAAUUCUACAGAGAGUGGCGCUGGUCACUUAAAAAUGUAUUCCAGCACUGUAGUGUUAGGAAUACAUGUUUUUAUUCCUGAAGCUAUAGGGCUUCUUUAAGUACAUAUUAAGAAUGCAAGGAACACUUAUUUUUUAAUGCAUUAAAUCAUUGUAGUUAAAAAAGCAAUGUGUUUGUAUUCAUAUUUUUUUAAUUUUGUUUGAAAAAAACUAAAUACAGGCACAACAAAAAUGUUGCAUACAAUAUGAAUUGUCAAUCCAUGCAAAACAUAUAUUGUUUAAAAAGGGAAUUGAGAUACCACAUAUGAUAUAAAACAUAAUAAUAAGGCAUAGUAAAAAAAAGAAAAAGAAAAACAGUUAAACCAAACUUGCACAAGCCAUUUGAUAAAGCAGCAGCGGGUAAGUACAAUAAUCAAAAUAUCUGGCAGAGGUGAGUAGUGAGUAAUAAACUAGUACCAAAGGCAAGAAUGCUCAUUAGGCGUUCUUCCACAUCCUCUUCAAAUGGACUUGAAUGGAGGAAUCACUUCCAUGGAGACCAGAUGGAUAGCAAAUUUGAAUAAUGCCUCAUGACUUGACAUAUUUUUUCCAUAAUUCCACCUUAGGAAUCCAUUCCUUGAGGGUUUGAUUUACCCAUGUGGUGGAAUUAAACCUUUAACUGCAUUAAGCAGGUGAGGAAUUAUCCCAGAGUAGCACCAUCUGCCAUUUUAUCUGCUGCACUGGACACCUCCUUAGCUACAUUAUUCUAACAAUACACUAGAGCACACACUAACAUUUUGAUAGAUAGAUACUUUUAAUAUACAUAUAACGUACAUGUUAGUAGUUUAUUAAAGGCAAAUUGUAAAUGAAGAACCUUGGUUUAUAAAUGAAAAUGUGGGAGUUUGAGACUGUGUAUCAUGGAGUUUACUACAAAAGGCAGAUGGACAUAGGGUGAUCAAGAUAUUCUCUCUUCCCUUCUAGAUACAUUGCUCUUUUACCUUUUUUUAAACUGAUAUCACAUGCUAGUUAGAAUGUAAGUAAGUAAGCCUUGUACCCUCACCUAUUUGUUUGUUUACCAUAUUUAUUAUUUUUUACUAAUAUGAGGUUAGAAUAUAAAUACUAUUAAACUUAUAUUUUCUUUGCCAGGAAGCAAAAAUGAUACCUAUUAGACAAAAUGAACUGUCGGUAACGCUGAGGUCCCUGCAUCCUAACACUCUAUAUGAAGCUCGAGUGCGGGUAAACCAAACCAGAUAUCCUAAGGGCCAGUGGAGCAAAUACAGCGAACCUCAUCGGUGGAAAACCCAUCCCGAAGGUGCAUUCUUCAUUCAGCUAGUUCAGUGUAACUGUGUGAGAUGA